Xiphophorus couchianus (Monterrey platyfish) is the source of this 2485-nucleotide messenger RNA. RefSeq names its product tachykinin receptor 3-like (gene tacr3l). The coding region runs from base 75 to 1217 and encodes 380 amino acids. Gene Ontology annotation, molecular function: tachykinin receptor activity. Gene Ontology annotation, cellular component: sperm midpiece; plasma membrane. Lineage: Eukaryota; Metazoa; Chordata; Actinopteri; Cyprinodontiformes; Poeciliidae. The record is from RefSeq and is a predicted model, not a curated record. The transcript is spliced from 5 exons. Gene Ontology annotation, biological process: positive regulation of flagellated sperm motility; G protein-coupled receptor signaling pathway.
AAGCAUCAGGACCACUCUCUCCUUCCCAUCAGAGUCAUUUCGGAGCAGGAGAUCCCUCUGAGGACCCUCGGGGAAUGGCCCCUGAACGGGAUGGCUCCAACACCACCAGCACGGCCACCAGCAGAGUCUUGGCCAACCAGUUCGCGCAGCCCUCGUGGCGCAUCGCGCUCUGGUCCGUGGCAUACGUCACAGUGCUGGCAGUGGCAGUCUUCGGCAAUUUGAUUGUAAUUUGGAUCAUUCUUGCUCACAAGCGGAUGAGGACUGUCACCAACUACUUCGUACUGAACUUGGCUUUCUCUGACUUCUCCAUGGCUGCCUUCAACACCCUCAUCAACUUCAUCUACGCAGCCCACGGUGACUGGUACUUUGGAGACGUCUACUGCAGGUUCCACAACUUCUUCCCGGUCACGGCUGUGUUUGCCAGCAUCUACUCCAUGGCAGCGAUAGCCUUAGACAGAUACAUGGCCAUCAUUCAUCCUCUGAAGCCUCGUCUGUCGGCUAAAGUCACACUAGGAGUUAUCUUCUGCAUCUGGACCCUAGCUGUGGCUCUUGCCUUCCCUCUCUGCUACUUCUCCACCACCAGAACUCUACCAGGGAGAACCUUCUGUUAUGUGGCCUGGCCCCGCAUGGUGGACGACCCCUUCAUGUAUCACAUCAUAGUUACUGUCCUGGUUUAUAUGCUGCCGUUAGCUGUGAUGGGCAUUACUUACACCAUAAUUGGAGUGUCGCUGUGGGGAAGUGAGAUCCCAGGAGACUCAUCUGAAAACUAUCAUGCACAACUCCGGGCUAAAAGGAAGGUGGUGAAAAUGAUGCUCAUUGUGGUGGUGACGUUUGCCCUCUGCUGGUUGCCAUAUCAUGUCUACUUCAUUGUGACCGGUCUCAAUAAACGUCUGAUCAAGUGGAAGUACAUCCAGCAGAUUUACCUGUCAGUGCUUUGGCUGGCCAUGAGCUCCACCAUGUAUAAUCCCAUCAUCUACUGCUGCCUCAACAGCAGAUUCAGGGCUGGCUUCAAGCAGGUCUUCCGCUGCUGUCCCUUCAUCCGGAUGUCAAGUUACGACGAGCUGGAGCUCCAAAGCACCAGACUUCGGCCGUGUCACCAGAGCAGCAUGUGUACCCUGUCUCGAGUCGACACCAGCAUCCUGAGCAAAAGCAAGAGUAUUUGUUCCCGAGGAAACAGGUCAAAGGCAAACUCUGAGCAGAAUAAUAAAGACAGCUAGACUUCAUGGGACUCUCUCUCGUUUCCUGCUCAGAAUAUGAUGUUUACAGUGUUUUAUGUAUAUAAGUGUUUGAUAUUUUGACAACUUGUGUUAUUUUUUAAACUUCUUGCAUAUCUUUCCAGGUAAUUAAGACUAGAUUACAAGCAGAUUAAGGCUGGAAAAGAGUUACUAGGAUUUUGUUGCACUGAUAGUGAGAAAAUCUCAAAGCAAAGUCUUCAGUAGAACCAUAGGUUUGCCACCCAAAUCUUAAAAAUGGAGAAGUAGUAGCUCCACCUCUUCCAUUGUCCAGACGCCUUUGCUGUGAGACACACUUCCUCCGAAAACAGGAAAGUUGCACUGAUAGUGCUUUGGCUUUGCACUGAUGACACACAUGGGGGAUGACAAUAGACCAUCUGAGAUAACAACUUGCUAAAAGAAAGACAUUAAUGCUGGUGUUGACAGCAUACGGGACUAUAUUAUAAUAGGUUUGUGGAACCAGUAUAAAAUAAAACUCACAAGAAGACUGGUGGUUUUGAGGAUAAAGACAGAAAUAAUAGACAGAUCAUCUUAACCACAACCCAAAAUGUCUUUGGCAUCCAUUUAAAAAUCUAUUUUUGAUUUCAAAAUAAGCACUUGAAAGGUUUUCUUUAAAUUUUCCCAAAUUAAAAUUUAGUACUACUUAAACACUCAAGUUGAAGGGAAACUUACAAACUUAUUUCCCCCGAGAAAAAACUCAUUGGCUUAAUGAGAAUUAUUUUGAAAUCUACCAGGAGUAUGAAUAAUUUUAGGCUUAACUGUAUCAUGUCGUAACAUGCAGGAGUGCAUUUUUCACCUGCGACAACAUACCAGGAGUUACCGUUACAUAAAUUAACGAACAUCUUUGAAUGAUACGCAGCAUAUUUUCACCGAUUUUCAUUUAUUUUCAGAUAAAUAUAUAUAUUUUUCUACCUGCGGUCCAUUAUUUGUUGCUUGAUGUCCCGUCUAAUAGUUUUUAUUCUUCUCAGUGAAAUGUGUUGUGGAAAAAAAAAAUUAUUUGCUGCAAAACACUUCAAAAAUCCUAUUUCCAUGUCAGUGAAAGGGAAAUGUUAGUGCACUGGUGUUUCAUUAAGAUGUAUAAUAUUUUGUAUAUACGUGCUUUUCCGUGAUGCAUUUAAAGAGAAGAGUUGCUACAUGUCGAGUAAAGCCUGUUAAUGAUUUGUAGAAUGAUUUUAUUUCUGUUUGAGGUAUAUUUCUUUAUGUGUUAAACAUCAGUGGUUGUUAAUCCCUAAGAAAGAGUUUUGUUAAUACAA